GAAAUAGUCCUACUUCCUCAAUACCACUACUUCCUCAAAUAGCCAAACGUUUCACUUUAUUUUCUACCCUUGUCACAAAUGCUCACAAAGGCACUCUCCUCCAAUCUACCGACUUUUUGCACAUGGCUCCUUUUCUUUGUAUCAUUGUAACCCUCUGUGGACUUACAGGAACUCAUGGCAUCACUACAGUGAGUAAAGAAGUGUCCGUGAAAGUAGGGGCCACGGUUUCAAUUCCAUGUCUCUACGAACUGAGCCAUAAGAACCUUGUUAAGUACCUUUGUAAAGGAAUGGAUUGGAGUUCUUGUUCUGUAAAAAUCGAAACCAACUCCAAGAGUAGUUCUCCAGAAGGCCUGUACACAAUCUCUGAUGACCCUGACCAAGGGGUCUUCACCGUCACCAUCAAAAGCCAAAAGGAGGGAACGCAAACCUACUGGUGUGCUGUGAGGAUGGGAUGGUUGAAACUGGAUAAGAAAACUGAUUUCAAACUACAAGUGUCCAAAGCAACCUCAACAACUGUGAGCACUUUGUCAGAUGUGUCCACUAAAAAGAUUACAGAGAAGGAACCUGAUGUUCCGAGAAGCGACCUAAAGAACCUGCUCCUUCCUUUGGGCAUAUUGCUGUUCAUUAUAUCAGUGGCCCUGUUGGUUUCAUGGAUGUUCCACAGGCGAGCCAAAAGAAAACGUACAGCAAUCACAGGGUCGUCUGAAACAGACGUUGUUUACAGUAAUGUGAUGCCGAUGCAUUCCAGGGCAGCACAGAAUAAACCUACUGGUGACAUGAAUCUCAAGAAAAACCCAAACGAGGAUGGAAAUAUAACAUACAGUGUUAUUGGCCCCCAUCCAAGAAUAUAAGGUAUAAUAAAUCAUCCAUGCCAUUCAAUUGAUCAUACGCUUGUGACUUCAACACUUAAGAUGACUUUCCUUCGCAUUUUGAGUAGGCUACUAUUUAUCUUACAUGUAUACAAUAUAAAUGUUUCCUCCCUGUAAACUAUUUUUUGCAUGGGAGCCAUUUCCUAUGGUACUUCAACUGUUUAAGACGUAACUAAAUCAAUUUUCAACCGUUUAUCUUUGUUCAUUUAAAAAAUCUACACACUUGUAUCUUCAAUAAUAUCCAAACGGAAUUUCAAUAUAAUUUAUACUUUCUUCAGAAUCAUAGUUUUAGUUUCAUACCGGCUUCGAUUUCAGCUGUUCUCAUUGAACACGUCUGUCCAUUCUGACACUCAUACUUCUUAAGACAUCGUAACUCAAUCAUUUAAUCAAACGUUUACCUUCGUUCAAACCAUUUAACAAAUCUACACACUUGUAUUAUCAAUAUUAUCCGAACGGAAUUUCAAUAUCAUUUCAACUUUAUUCAGAAUCACAGUUUUAGUUUCAUACGGGCUUCUAGUGAUGGGUCGUUCGCGACCGAAUCAGUGUCAGUGAACAAACCUUUAACAAGAUCGACCCAAACUGAUUCUUCUCUCUCGUCGUUAGUCUUGUUCGUUCUCAGAUUCAACUCCUCCCAGACCCACUGACUCGCUGUUCGUUCACUGAUGCCGCGUUUCCACUGCAGGGUGCGGAACGGAUCGGAUCGCAAAGGUGCGGUAGGGAGGGGGCGGUAUAGCCCAGCUCAGUUCCGAGGUCGCGUUUCCACUGCCGACAGUACCCUCGGUGGUAGGCCGGAUGUCGAUCGCCGCGGCAGCUACGUAAAACAUCGUAAACAACGUCUUCCUCCCCGAGAAUGCAGACGAGCGUCUCCAUCUCCUUGUUCGCCCAAGCAAGCUUUUUACGCGACAUGUUAAUUGUAAAGAAUAAUACCUCGAGGCUACUGUUUGUUUGUUUUUAUCCCCGCGUCACCCGGAAGUGACGAUUCUGUCGACCAAUCAACGGAGGGGGGGUGUAGCUAGAAUUUCACGGGACCCUUUCAGGCGUCUGGUCUCGUUUUGGGUACCGCAACGGAGGAGUCCCGAGAACGGGGCCGGAACGGGUACGGCAAAGUCCGGGUCACGCCCUCUUUUGGCGGUGGAAACGCGACCCGACCCGCACCUUUGCGAUCCGAUCCGUUCCGCACCCUGCAGUGGAAACGCGCCAUGACUGUGAGUGGUGAAGGGGGAAGAGGCUUGCUACGUUUACAUGAUAACGGUCUGAACAGAAGACGCAAAAGUGGCGUCGCGUCUUCACUUUUUAUUCCACGUUUAGACAAGCGUUUUCGGGAGGAAAUCUGCGUGCAUACGGUGACGCAAAAGUGUGUGGAUUUCGAUUGGGUAUGGAUGUCAGGCGGCUAGGUGGUGCUGUGAUACACUAUCACACAACACCACCAUGUCUGUGCGCAUGCGUAGAAUCUUCCUUUUUCAUAUCUGCACCUCGAAAACCAAAGCAUAAUUACAGAUCCUUCUCUGUUCAGUAAUACUAUCUGUACAUAUCCUGUACAUUUCGUGGAAAGACUCCUGUAAGGUUAUUAGAGCUUCCAGAGCAGCUUUACGGUCCGACGCAUUGAAAUAAUCCAACAUGUUAGAGGGUUCAGGGAGGGGGCUAUACCGCCCCCUCCCUACCGGACUGAGGCGAACCGAACCGUACCGCACCCUGCAGUGGAAACGCGGCAUUAGUGCGUGAUUAAAAGUAGGCCAAUAGAGCGGGAAAAAACGCCCAAUCUGGCAACACUGCUCACACUCACACUCCAGCGUCAACGUAAAUCAAUGAGACCUACUGAAAACGAAGAUUGGAAUCAAUGAUUCUUUUCCUUGAUUCAGUUCGCGUCGGUCAGUUGCCAAGAAGAGUCGUUCAGAAUCGUUCGUCCAUUCGUUCGUUCGUUCAGUCGAGUGUCCGGUAGCGGAGAAUCGAAUCAUGUAAUAAUGCCGCGUUUCCACUGCAGGGUGCGGUACGGUUCGGUUCGCCUCAGUCCGGUAGGGAGGGGGCGGUAUAGCCCAGCUCAGUUCAGAGGUCGCGUUUCCACCGCCGACAGUACCCUUUAUGGUAGGCCGGAUGUCGAUCGCCGCGGCCGCUACGUAAACAUCGUGAUAUCAUAGCAACGCCACACAGUGUAGCCUGCUCAAUAAAAACAAUGGAAAAGUUGAACACGACACAUUAAACCAAGAGCUACCAUGGAAGUCGUCCAGCAACAGUUCCUGGCCUUAAUGCUUUUCAUUUGGCAGUUAAUCAACUACGAAAUGCAAGCUACUGUUUCGAGGCUACUGUUUGUUUGUUUUUAUCCCCACGUCGCCCGGAAGUGACGAUUCUGUCAACCAAUCACGGAGGAGGUGUGUAGCUCGAAUUUUCCGGCACCCUUUCAUGCGUCCCAGUACCCCAACGGAGGAGUACUGAAGACGAGGGCAAAACGAGUCCGGCUCAGUCCGGGGUCACGCCCACUUUUGGCGGUGGAAACGCAAUCCGUACCGCACCUUUGCGAACCGAACCCUACCGCACCCUGCAGUGGAAACACGCGAUAACUCUUGAAUCUUAUUUGUUUCCAACCAUUUUAACAUUUUUAAAUGGUGUGAAAGUUUACAUUGAUUACUCCAUUUAGACUCAAAUUCAAAUUGAAGUUCAAAUCCCUUCACUAUAUCCCUUCACUUGCCAUUUAACAUUUCUUUACGCCUUAAACUAUGUGUCUUUAUUAUAACAGAUUUUCAACCUCACUUUGCACCACAGCACUCACCGCAUUUUCUGCAGGAAGUGCAUUUUCAGUCAUUAAUUGUUAUCUAAAUGAAAAACAUGUAAGCAGUUCCAAAAUAAAGUUGUUAUUGUCUUCAAUACUCUACGUACUAUAUUCAAUAAUCAAUAAUUAAUGAUUCAAUAAUUAACUAUAUACAUUUGUGAUUAUUAUUAUGAGGCAUAACAGCAUUAAAACAUUUCGGGAACCUCAAUGAGCUCGCUUUGCCCUUUUGUUUAAAUUCAUUUUUAAAUAAUGUGUUACAUUUUUUGUCUUAUUCCUCAAUUUAUAAAUUACCUAGCUAUUUAGACCUAUACAUUGAGGAAAAUAGCCUAUUUCCUACAAAUCACCUACAAGUAAGGCUAAAGUAAAGAAAAAAAAUAUGGGGCCAAUAGCAUGGCACAAGUUGGCAUAUUAUAUGCAAAUACUACAUACUUAACAUACAUUAGUUUGAAUAAGGUUUGACAUGACGUGUUGUGUGAUCAUGGCAUGUCAUGUGAUCACUCAAAAAAAUAUUUUACAUUUAAUCAGUAUUAUGAUAAAAAGAUUAACUAUGGAUGUAACAAGGCCAUUGAGUAUGCGCUGGCGUGUGUGUGUGUGUGUGUGUGUGUGUGUGUGUGUGUGUGUGUGUGUGUGUGUGUGUGUGUGUGUGUGUGUGUGUGUGUGUGUGUGUGUGUGUGUGUGUGUGUUUGUUUGUGUGUUUAUUUGUGCGUACAUUUGCUUUGGAGUUUUGAGUCAUUCUGUUAGUGAUUUGUUUGUUCUAGAAUAUUUUUUAUUUCAAUAUAGCUAUUUUAAAUGACUCAUUAUGAUUAUAAUUAUAAUAAUAAUAAUUAUUAUUAUCAUCAUCAUCAUCAUCAUCAUCAUCAUCAU
Messenger RNA from Gadus macrocephalus (Pacific cod), 4497 nucleotides. RefSeq names its product CMRF35-like molecule 7. The transcript is spliced from 7 exons. Lineage: Eukaryota; Metazoa; Chordata; Actinopteri; Gadiformes; Gadidae. The record is from RefSeq and is a predicted model, not a curated record. The coding region runs from base 123 to 851 and encodes 242 amino acids.